AUGACCUCUGGAACUCGUCACGGCGGAAAACGCCUACCCAUAAGUUGCCAGGCAUGUCGAAUUAGAAAAAUCCGCUGUUCUCGCGACAAACGACCGUGCCAAACAUGUGUACGGCGAGGCUUGGGCGCAGAGGACUGUGUCUACCUAGGCCAACCGCGACUAUCAUCCGAACAAUCACCAGAUUCACUUGUGCAGCAAGAGUUACUCGCGCGGAUUCGCAAUCUCGAGGAUUUAGUUCAGAGACAAGCGAGAUCGAACUCGCUAGCUGGGUUGCAGCCUAGCGACUCUCUUUCUCCGCAGACGUCGAGCUCGUCGGAACCUGAUAGUGCUAUUGGGCUGGGGCCACUGGAAUCAAUGGGCUCUGGUAUGGCGAAUAUGGGAUCUCUGCAGACGUUUUCUUCAGGGCAUGUUCGAUAUAUGCCGUUGGCAUCGCAGUGGAAUUCGGUGGUGAAUAAGAGUUCGACUGGUGAUUGUUUGCAGAAUGUCGAUACGGAGAUUCCGGACGAUGAUGAUGACUUGCAGAUUCCGUUGGUUAAAAAUGGGAGUUCUUCGAGAAGUGAGUUGCUGGGGGUUCUUCCGCCGGGGAGAUAUUGCGAUGGUUUGAAGAAUGUUUACUUCCAAGUGUUUUCGCCACUAUUCCACAUUCUCCAUGAUCUGACCUUCGAGGCAGAAUAUCAACAAUUCCGACACGACGCCGGAAGCGUAUCAACAUCAUGGCUAGCACUACUUUUCACCAUCCUAGGCAUAGCAGUGACUGCACUUAACGACAACGAUCCCUUACUCUCCGAUCUAGGCCGUGAAAAGACAGUCAGUCGCAACAUCAAAGUAUUAUCAGCGCGCUACCGCUCCGCAGCAAUGCGCUGCUUAGCAGCAGACGGCGUCGUAUCGCGACACUCCAUCAACUCCCUGCAGUGUCUCGUGCUCAUUAACUACGCCCGCUCACACCGCGGAUUGCCAACAUGGACACUCAUCGGCUUCACACAUCACGUCGCCAUCUCGAUGGGCUGCCAUAUCGACCCUGAAAGAUUCGGUCUAGGCCCUAUCGAGCGUGAGGAACGAAGACGCGCAUGGGCUGGACUAAUGAUGCUGUACACCAUUCAAAAUGCCUCCUUCGGUAGUCUGGACCAGCGCCUCCUUGCGCAAGACGUCAAGCUCCCCUCAGAUGUCAACGACGUCGACCUCUUAACAGGAUCACCCUCGGAACCAGCACCGCGCCCAACACAAAUGACAUAUCUCCUUCUAAAAUUCCGUCUAUACAAAGUUUCCGCCAUGAUCUGCGAAUCUAUCUUUAGCUUUCCCUACAGGUCUCGAACUAGCACACCGCAACUUGAGUCUGAUAUCGUGGCUAUACAGGAGAUGUGCAAUGAGCGGUACCAGCUCGAUACAACGCAUGAACCACUACCAACACACCACAUAGCCAACAUGAAUAUUCUUUACAGCUACAUCCAUCAACUAUUCCUCUUACUUCUUCGUCCCACACUCUGUCGGUAUUUCCAGGGCGAAAUCACACCCGAGACAUCUACUUCGAGGGCUAAAUGCGUUGCCUCUUCCAAGGCAUCGCUGACUAUCUAUACAUCGCUAUCCGAAUCGCCCCAAUUCGCGCCGUAUAAAUGGUAUAAUAGCGGUUUGGGGAGCUUCCAUGCCUUCCACGCCGCGGUCGUUCUGUCGGUUAUCCUCAUGAAUCCAGAAAGUCAGGCGGAAUUCGUCGAAAUAAAGGAUAUACUCUGGAAGUCGCUUGAUGCCUUCGCUGCGCUAUCAAACCGCAGUGCAUUUUGCAGUAAGGCUGUGCCUAUUUUACGACGGAUCAUCGACGUCGCAACAACCCGCUAUCAACAACACCAACAACAUCUACUAAGUUUCUCUCCAAUGGCAUCAACAGCCCACUCCUCCCCUGCUGCUCACACCAGCAUAAACACACCAUACAGCCAACACCACUCCACCCCCGCAGCAAUGAUAGAUGGAUCUCUCAUGGAUCCGUUCUUCGCGCAGAUGAGUCCACAGAACUGGGUUAGUCCGGCUGCGAUCCCGUGGGAUGGAUGGGGGUUUUUAUCGGCGGAGGGGUUUGGGAUGCAGCAUGGUUAA
This is a messenger RNA of Aspergillus ruber CBS 135680, 2082 nucleotides long. Its product is annotated as Zn(II)2Cys6 transcription factor. The transcript is spliced from 3 exons. Gene Ontology annotation, molecular function: DNA-binding transcription factor activity, RNA polymerase II-specific; DNA binding; zinc ion binding. Gene Ontology annotation, biological process: regulation of DNA-templated transcription; DNA-templated transcription. Gene Ontology annotation, cellular component: nucleus. NCBI's taxonomy places the organism in Eukaryota, Fungi, Ascomycota, Eurotiomycetes, Eurotiales, Aspergillaceae. Bases 1 to 2082 code for a protein of 693 amino acids. The record is from RefSeq and is a predicted model, not a curated record.